GUCUGAGCAGGCGGGGAGGGAGCGGAGCGGAGAACCCGAAACAAAAGCAGAGAACCCGCAACUGUCUGCCGUUCCACCGUUCAAGGUCCAUGUGGUUCUGAGGAGCAGCAGAAAUGUCCAGUAACAGUCAGGCACUUGUGACGGGGGAGGCGGCCACAAUGGUGUCCCCUUCUGGCUCCGCCUCUUCCCAGGGACCACCCCUUUCUCCGUCCACCACCACUACCACCACCAAAUCACCUGAGCUUCCAGAUGAGCUGGUCCAGGCCGGAUGGUCCAAAUGUUGGUCUCGGAGGGAGAACCGGCCAUACUACUUUAACAGAUUCACCAAUCAGAGCCUGUGGGAGGUGCCAGUCCUGGGUCAGCAUGAUGUCAUCUCCGACCCACUGGGUCUGAACGCAGCUCCAGCAGAGGGCGGAGACAGUACCCUUGGAAAUGGUCAAAGGAAGAGGAGAAUCUCUGAGGAGCAGGGGGCGGGGCCUAACAGUUUUAAACGUACAAAGGUGGAGCCUAGCACUCCCAUCUCUCCCAGCACCCCUGGAGCCAAACCCUGGAGCUCUGCCCCUGAGGACAAGCAGGCCCCAACGGCCACGCCCACAACCCCAAGUCCAGCGCCAUCACCAGCCCCUUACAGACCAGCUGUGAUCUACUGGGAUCUGGAUGUUCAGACCAAUGCUGUGAUCAGAGAACGACCCCCUGCCAAUCACCUGCCCCCCCACCCUGAGAUCGAGCUGCAGAGGGCGCAGCUCGUCGCCAAGCUGAGGCAGCACUACCAUGAGCUGUGCCACCAAAGAGAAGGUAUCGAUCCGCCUCGCGAGUCCUUCAAUCGUUGGCUUCUGGAGAGGAAAGUGAUCGAUAAAGGCCUCGACCCGUUGCUGCCGAGUGACUGUGAGCCCGUCAUCUCUCCGUCCAUGUUCAGAGAGGUGAUGAACGACAUCCCCAUCAGAUUGUCUCGGAUUAAGUACAAAGAGGAGGCCCGGAAGCUGCUGUUUAAAUACGCUGAAGCUGCCAAGAGAAUGAUUGACUCCAGGAAUGUGAGUCCAGAGAGCAGGAAGGUGGUGAAGUGGAAUGCAGAGGACACCAUGAACUGGCUGCGCAGGGAUCACUCAGCCAGCAAAGAAGACUACAUGGACCGCCUGGAACACCUGAGACAGCAAUGUGGACCUCACGUUGCUGCUGUUGCCAAAGAUUCUGUAGAAGGAAUCUGCUCCAAGAUCUACCAGCUCUCAGUGGAGUACAGCCGCCGCCUGCGACAGACGCACCUGAGCCUGCUACAGGACCCGCCCACAGAGGUCUGUGCGUCGUCGCCGCAGCCCCGCCUUGUUUAUUGUUACCCGAUACGAUUGGCGAUAUCAACGCCGCCCCUCCCCCGAGUGGAGCUGCACUUUGAGAACGACGUGGCGUGUCUUCGCUUCAAAGGAGAGAUGGUCAAAGUGAACCGAGGACAUUUCAGUAAGCUGGAGCUGUUGUAUCGGUACAGCUGUAUAGACGAUCCUCGCUUUGAGAAGUUCCUGUCCAGAGUCUGGUGCCUCCUGAAGAGAUACCAGGUGAUGUUCGGCGGCGGCUCUAAUGAGGGGACGGGCCUGCAGGGGGCUCUACCGGUGUCCGUGUUUGAGGUGUUGAAUCGACAGUUCGGCGUUACCUUCGAGUGUUUUGCCUCGCCGCUCAACUGCUACUUCAAACAGUUCUGCUCCGCCUUCCCCGACAUCGAUAGCUUCUUCGGCUCCAGAGGGCCCUUCCUGUCCUUCAGUCCCAUCAGCGGCUCCUUUGAAGCCAAUCCUCCAUUCUGCGAGGAGCUGAUGGACGCCAUGGUGACGCACUUUGAGGACCUGUUGGACCAGUCCUCUGAGCCUUUGUCCUUCAUCAUUUUUGUCCCUGAGUGGCGUGACCCUGUGACUCCAGCUCUGACCCGCAUGGAGGGGAGUCGGUUUCUGCGUCACCAGCUGAACAUCACGGCCUACGAGCACGAGUACCGGUCCGGGAGUCAGCACAUCUGUAAGAGGGAGGACAUGUAUUACCGGGCCGUCCACGGAACCGCAGUACUCUUCCUUCAGAACCAAGCAGGAUUCACCAAGUGGGCUCCGACACCGGAGCGCCUGGCUGAGCUGACUGCAGCGUACCGCCCGUCUUUGUCCCGCACCUCGUCCCUGUCCUCCCCUGGCCCCGCCCACACAGCCUCUGGAGAGAGAGACUCCGCCCCCAAACCUUCUGAUAGGACUCAGAGCAGCAUGAUGUCGUCUGACAACAACAACAACGGCAGCAGCAGUAGCAGCCCUCAGGACAAGCUGUCUGUGUAGAGCUUGCUGUGACCACGCCCUACAUGUAUAUAUGUGUUUUUCAACUUUUCACAACACCUGUAGCACAUCUGUACUUCACCCC
Molecule: messenger RNA, 2376 nt
Organism: Nematolebias whitei (Rio pearlfish)
Lineage: Eukaryota; Metazoa; Chordata; Actinopteri; Cyprinodontiformes; Rivulidae
Gene: pcif1
Product: phosphorylated CTD interacting factor 1
Exons: 16
Coding region: 114-2294 (726 amino acids)
Cellular component (GO): nucleus
Molecular function (GO): mRNA (2'-O-methyladenosine-N6-)-methyltransferase activity; RNA polymerase II C-terminal domain binding
Source: RefSeq, a predicted model, not a curated record